UUCUGUGGUACCUCAUAUGGAUUGAUGUAAUUCUUGGAGUGUCCUUUAUCUGUAUUAGUUUCUAAACCUUGCGUUGUAGUUAUCAGACACGAGAAGGGACUUCACCAGACAGCGGUGUCCACAGGACGAAUGUAGGGAGUGCAUCUCUAUACAUAUUGGCCAAGCAGGAGUGCAGAUGGGCAAUGCCUGCUGGGAGCUUUACUGUUUAGAGCAUGGAAUCCAGCCAGAUGGGACUCUACCUAAGGAUGUCAGCAUUUCAGAUGCCUCUUUUGGUACUUUCUUCUUUGAAACUGGAGCAGGAAAACAUGUGCCACGAGCAGUGUUUGUUGACUUGGAACCAAGUGUAAUUGGAGAGAUCAGAACAGGACCGUACCGCACACUAUUUCAUCCAGAGCAGCUCAUAUCUGGGAAGGAAGAUGCUGCGAAUAACUAUGCCAGAGGUCACUAUACCAUUGGAAAGGAGAUUGUUGAUGGUGUACUAGACAGGUUACGGAAAAUGGCUGACCAGUGCUCUGGCCUUCAAGGGUUUCUAAUAUUUCACAGUUUUGGAGGAGGCACGGGCUCUGGCUUUACAUCACUGUUGAUGGAGCGUCUAUCUGUUGACUAUGGAAAGAAGUCAAAGCUUGAGUUCUCUGUUUAUCCUGCUCCACAAAUUUCCACCGCAGUAGUGGAACCUUACAACUCUAUUCUGACAACCCACACAACUUUGGAGCAUUCAGACUGUGCCUUUAUGGUGGACAAUGAGGCAAUAUAUGAUAUCUGUAACCGCAACUUGGACAUUGAGCGUCCAACUUAUACCAACCUGAAUCGACUAAUAGGGCAGAUAGUUUCCUCUAUUACAGCCUCUUUGAGGUUUGAUGGUGCGUUGAAUGUUGACUUAACAGAGUUCCAAACUAACUUGGUGCCCUAUCCUAGAAUACACUUCCCACUAGUAACUUACUCCCCAAUUAUAUCAGCAGAGAAGGCUUACCACGAACAACUGUCUGUCCCAGAGAUUACAAACGCUUGUUUUGAAUUCUCAAAUCAGAUGGUUAAAUGUGACCCCAGACGUGGUAAAUAUAUGGCCUGCUGCUUGUUAUACAGGGGUGAUGUGGUACCCAAAGAUGUAAAUGCCGCAAUAGCUGCUAUUAAAACCAGAAAGUCAAUCCAGUUUGUUGACUGGUGUCCUACUGGAUUUAAGGUGGGAAUAAACUACCAGCCUCCCACUGUAGUUCCAGGUGGGGACUUGGCUAAGGUUCAACGUGCAGUCUGUAUGCUGAGUAACACAACAGCAAUUGCAGAGGCCUGGGCCAGGCUGGACCAUAAAUUUGAUCUCAUGUAUUCUAAGAGGGCAUUUGUUCACUGGUACGUGGGAGAGGGAAUGGAGGAAGGAGAAUUCUCUGAAGCAAGAGAGGAUAUGGCUGCUCUAGAAAAGGACUAUGAAGAGGUGGGGACAGAGUCUGGUGGUGAUGAUGAAGAGGAGGAUGAAUACUGAAACUUGAUAUGCUAUGAAAACAUUUUCACAAACCAGGGUCUCAGAAUUAAAUCGUUAGCUAGGCAUUCUAAUGUUUUUUAAAGUCAAAGUUGUACUUGAAUAUUGAAAACCAGUUUGCCUAUAUGUAAUAUUUAAAGAUGUUGCUAAU
This is a messenger RNA of Hyla sarda, 1622 nucleotides long. Its product is annotated as tubulin alpha-8 chain-like. The coding region runs from base 176 to 1474 and encodes 432 amino acids. The record is from RefSeq and is a predicted model, not a curated record. Lineage: Eukaryota; Metazoa; Chordata; Amphibia; Anura; Hylidae. Gene Ontology annotation, biological process: mitotic cell cycle; microtubule cytoskeleton organization. The transcript is spliced from 4 exons. Gene Ontology annotation, cellular component: microtubule; cytoplasm. Gene Ontology annotation, molecular function: structural constituent of cytoskeleton; GTP binding.